Ostrinia nubilalis (European corn borer) is the source of this 1027-nucleotide messenger RNA. RefSeq names its product proteasome subunit beta type-2-like. Bases 177 to 812 code for a protein of 211 amino acids. The transcript is spliced from 5 exons. The record is from RefSeq and is a predicted model, not a curated record. Gene Ontology annotation, cellular component: proteasome core complex. Lineage: Eukaryota; Metazoa; Arthropoda; Insecta; Lepidoptera; Crambidae. Gene Ontology annotation, biological process: proteasomal protein catabolic process.
CAAGCUUGAUUUGUUUACCCUUCAAGACGACGACGCGGAAAAUAGCCUCAUUAUCAGCAAAUCUAAAAUAAUCACGCGGCAAACUGUGCACCAUACUGAAGAAACCACACAAUAUUAAUUAUUUCAGGUGGAACAUAAAAUUGUUCGAAGAACAGUAAGAAGAACAAUAAGAUAACAUGUCCAGCAUUGGGAUAAGCGUGUUCCAAUGCCUGCUGGGGAUACAGUGCAAUGACUUCACGAUGAUUGCUGCUGAUCAGAUGAAUACGCAAAGCAUCAUCGUUCUCAAAGACGACGAAAAGAAGCUCCACACUAUAUCCGACAGGCUGGUCAUGGGCCUGAACGGCAGUACAGGGGACACGCUGCAGUUCUCCCAAUUCGUGGCCAAGAACGUCCACCUAUACAAGAUGCGGAACGGAUACAAACUCGACACGGCGGCCGUGGUGCACUUCACCAGGAAGAAUCUGGCUGAUGCGCUGAAGAGUGGGAACCCAUGCAUGGUGAAUAUGCUGGUGGCAGGCUACGAUGAACACCUCGGCGGCAUGCUGUACAGCCUGGACUUCUUAGCUGCUUGCGUCAAGGUGCCUUUCGCCUCACAUGGCUGCGCGGGACUGUUCUGCCUCAGUAUCUUGGACAGAUACUACAAGCCCACAUUAACGGAGCAAGAAGCAUACGAAGUCCUGAAGAUGUGCGUCCGCGAGGUGCACCGGCGGCUGUUCCUCAACCUGCCCAACUUCUCCGUGAAGGUGGUCUCUUCCCACGGCGUCAAGAAGCUGCCGCCCAUCAACCCUGCCACCUUCGUCAUCAAUAAGUGAAGGUAACAAGUGCUCUUAACGUGAAAGUUGGUAUUAAAUUAUGGAACCAAAAGGUGAUUAAUCUCUACAUCACUUUAACAGCUUCCUGAAGGAAGCACAGAUCAUUAUUUCCUGUAACUACAUUUUCUACACUAGCUGAUAGAAAUGAUGGCAGACAGGCAGAAUACUUUUGGAGUGGACUGAAGCAAAAUAUUAUUUUUUAUACAUUAUUAAUU